CCAUGAAGCACCUGGAAUCACAACAAAUGUGCCAGUGCAAAGCAGCAAAGCGUUCCCCUCAAUGAAGCCGGUAUAUUAACUUUUGCUACGACAUGAGGUGUUGUUUCCUGUAGCCUGUUAUGGCACCAGGGGAUGUGGUGCCAGACCAUGCCAAACAGCUGAAGUCCAAGGAGAAGCGGCCUGCAAACAGGACAUCGAAAGCAGAAUGUGAGCCUGACGGGUCCUUUGUCUUUGAGGCUCACGAAGCCUGGAGGGACUUCCAUAACUCCCUCCGGCAUUUUUAUGAAGUGGGGGAGCUCUGUGAUGUCACAUUGAAGGUUGGCAGUAGGUUGAUACCAUGCCACAAGCUGGUGCUGGCCUGUGUUAUUCCUUACUUCAGGGCCAUGUUCCUGUCAGAGAUGUCUGAAGCCAAGCAGGAACUGAUAGAGAUUAAGGACUUUGAUGGAGAUGCCAUCCAGGACCUGGUGCAUUUUGCUUACUCCUCCAAGCUCACCUUAACUGUGGACAAUGUCCAGCCAUUGCUUUAUGCUGCUUGUAUCCUUCAGGUUGAGUUGGUGGCGAGAGCCUGCUGUGAAUACAUGAAGGCUCACUUUCACCCCACCAACUGCCUGGCAGUUCGAACAUUCGCUGAGAGCCACAAUCGCGUGGACCUGAUGGACAUGGCUGACCGCUACGCCUGCGAGCAUUUCACAGAGGUAGUGGAGUGUGAGGACUUCACAUGUGUAUCACCCCAACACUUGCGUACGUUACUAUCCUCCAGCGACCUCAAUAUCCACUCCGAGACACAGGUGUACAAUGCAGCAGUGAAAUGGCUGAAAGCGAACCCACAGCAUCACGAGGCCUGGCUGGACCAGAUCAUGUCUCAGGUGCGCCUACCCCUACUACCAGUAGAGUUUCUGACUGGAACCGUGGCAAAAGACGAGAUGAUCAAAGGUAACCUGAGCUGUCGUGACUUGAUGGAUGAAGCCAGGAACUACCACCUGCACCUCAGCAAUAAGGUGGUUCCAGACUUUGAAUAUUCAGUCCGCACCAUACCCCGGAAGCACACUGCAGGAGUUUUGUUCUGUGUGGGUGGCCGGGGGGGUUCUGGUGACCCAUUUCGCAGCAUCGAGUGCUACUCCAUCACCAAAAACAGCUGGUUCUUUGGCCCUGAAAUGAACAGCAGACGGCGUCACGUGGGUGUAAUAUCUGUAGGAGGCAAGGUUUACGCUGUUGGGGGUCAUGAUGGUAAUGAACACUUGGGAAACAUGGAGAUGUUUGACCCCCUCACCAACAAGUGGAUGAUGAAAGCCUCCAUGAACACCAAAAGGAGGGGCAUAGCCCUGGCAGCCCUUGGUGGUCCUAUAUAUGCUAUUGGAGGUCUGGACGACAACUCCUGUUUCAAUGACGUGGAGCGCUAUGACAUCGAAAGUGACUGCUGGAGUGCCGUGGCUCCGAUGAACACCCCCAGAGGAGGAGUUGGAUCUGUGGCAUUGGGGAAUUUUGUGUAUGCUGUUGGGGGCAAUGAUGGUGUGGCGUCACUCUCCAGUGUGGAACGGUUUAAUCCUCAUCUCAACAAGUGGACGGAGGUCUGUGAGAUGGGUCAGCGUCGGGCUGGAAAUGGAGUCAGCAAACUCAAUGGCUGCCUCUAUGUAGUGGGUGGUUUUGAUGACAACUCGCCCCUGAGCUCCGUAGAGCGCUUUGACCCACGAAUGCACCGCUGGGAGUACGUGUCAGAGCUCACCACCCCACGUGGAGGGGUCGGGGUCGCCACUGUGAUGGGAAGAGUGUUUGCAGUUGGGGGACACAAUGGAAACAUUUACCUGAACACAGUGGAGGCCUUUGAGCCACGAAUGAACAGAUGGGAGCUGGUGGGCUCAGUGUCCCACUGCCGUGCCGGAGCUGGAGUCGCUGUCUGUUCAUCUCACGUCAGCCAGAUCAGAGAUGUCGGACAAGGUUCCAGCAACGUGGUCAACUGCAUGUGACGGUCCACUUCAUGCACUAUAAGGCUGGGUCACCCUCAGAUCCGAUCACUGCACAAGCACACAAAGCACACAGGCAGAGAUAUUUCACCUGAUGCUGAGUUUGUUCGGUGAGAUUUUAAUGACUUGAAGUGCACAUUUGACAAAUCGGAAGUCUUCUCUGACAAAAUGACACUUUGAAAAAGUUUUUUUUUUCCUUUUUUUACUUCUGCAGGUGUUCUGUACAAUCAUUGAUGUUGUAUUUUGUACUGUACUCUCUUUUGUUGGUCUGCUUUGACUGAGUUUUGACUGUUUAAGGGAAAAUAGUAGCUGAGCCAUGUAUAUAAACAAACCACAUGAGAAUGAGAGGGGGCUUUGAUUCAGAUUAUAAACAAGGACUUUUUAGUUGGCCAGUAUGAAAGCAUUUUACAUGUUACACUCUAUACUCCAUUAUCAUUAUUCAGAAAGAUGCAAUUUAAAGCUAUUCUUACUGGAUUCGAUACUAGCUUGUGCACCAGUUCAUUUAAACCAUUUCAAUUAAUCUGAAAUGAGAUGUCAGGAUGCAAAUACGUUUCCAACACUCUUGCCCUCGCAAGAUGAGAUCUAGAUGAGAUUUAGAAUAAGUUCUAACAGCUGAAGCAAGGUGGAUCUUAUUUGAGUAUUUCUAGCUGGUUUUUGCCAUUAUUGUGUUUGGAUAAUCAUUUAGAGCUCACCAAAUAAAUCAAUGAUUUGUGAUUGACUGGUGAAUUACUCUGCUGCAAGUGUCAAACACAGAAAAGCUGUAAAUGCUGAUCCGAUUUAACCACCUCCUGAAAGUCGACUCGUUUACCUCGACCUCAGAGCUGAGAAAGGUGUGACAACUAUUCCUGAGAGACGAGGAGUGAUCAGAGCAAUAAGGUGCGCCUCUAAAGCUCUUUUUCAGUUUUACACUGUUGCGUUGAGAUCUGCUCAAAACUGUCAGGCGCUAACUUUCAAAGAUUUGUGUUUGACAGUAGCUGGACUGUCAGUGUUUUUAGUUGUAUAAGAGAUUCAGCUGAGGUUUGUGUUUGUGGAUGGUUGUUCCGUUAUAUUUUAAUAUAUGAACACUUUUGUAUAACAGUAUAGCCGUAUCUUUGGCAUUAUUCUUUACUAACUAAUCCAUUUGCUGUGCACUAUUUUCCUAGAAUAGAUGUGAAGUCUUGAGUAUAUUUUUGUCCGAAAUUGAGAGUUUAUUAAGUUUCAAGUUGUUCAUCAAUACGUGCUUAUUUCUGCCAUAUGAAGAAAGAAAAUAUUAUUUCUGAUAAUGUAAAAUACAUAUUAUUGCAGAGUUUGUGUCCCUCUGGUGUUACCAUUUUUACACUAAAAUUGAAGCUGAAUUUAUCAGUGAGUGUUUUGUAAACUUUGCUGUGUAAACUUUCUUGACCUUUUGACUGCUUCCAUUUUGUGGUUUAUUUAGAUGUAUCAGUUGGCACAAUAAAACCGUGUGUGAUGUU
This is a messenger RNA of Archocentrus centrarchus (flier cichlid), 3412 nucleotides long. RefSeq names its product kelch-like family member 8 (gene klhl8). Gene Ontology annotation, molecular function: protein binding. The transcript is spliced from 12 exons. The coding region runs from base 120 to 1964 and encodes 614 amino acids. Lineage: Eukaryota; Metazoa; Chordata; Actinopteri; Cichliformes; Cichlidae. The record is from RefSeq and is a predicted model, not a curated record.